Clunio marinus is the source of this 234-nucleotide messenger RNA. NCBI's taxonomy places the organism in Eukaryota, Metazoa, Arthropoda, Insecta, Diptera, Chironomidae. The record is from the annotation of a GenBank genome assembly.
AUGCUUAUACCUGUUUUACAAGAAGUUUUUUCUUUAGAUCAAAAGAAACUUUUAUUGAAAGUUAAAUGGCUUUCAAUUCAAAAGUCGUUUGCUUCAAUUUAUGAAGAAUCCUUUUUGUUUCAAAUAAAACACAACUUGAGAAAACAAUUCAUGUUGAACAAUUUCAUUAAAUAUAACAUCUCGGAAACAGUUACUAAGAAUGUUUCAAGUUUUAACAAUUUGUAUAAAGCUUAA